AUGGCUUCACCACCAAAGCCUUGGGAGCGCGCAGGUGCCACAACAUCGACCAUGGCCACACCAACCGCUGCCGCAACCGGCGUGUCGGUGCCGGCGACAUCCAACGCCUUGACCGCACCCGCCUCGACCACCUCUUCUUCAGCUGGGGCAACACCAGUAGUACCCCCUCGGCCAGACUCCCUGGCCUCCAGCGUCAACCAGAAUGCCAGUGCCUACAGUCGGCUGGGCAACACCGGCUACAACUCCGCCUACUCCUCGCCCUACUCGCAAUACGGAGGCAUCGGAUCGCGCAUGUACGGCGGCUACGGCGGCUAUGGAGGCUACGGCAUGGGCGGCAUGGGAGGAAUGGGAGGCAUGGGCAGCAUGUAUGGUGGCAUGUACGGCGGGAUGCCGGGCAUGAACCCCAACGACCCGAACAACCCCAACAGCCUCACCAACCGGUUCAACAACAGCACCCAGGCUACCUUCCAAAUGCUGGAGGGUAUCGUCGGUGCUUUCGGUGGAUUCGCACAGAUGCUGGAGAGCACAUACAUGGCCACACACUCCAGCUUUUUCGCUAUGGUGGCCGUGGCUGAACAGUUCGGCAACCUCAGAGAAACCCUGGGUUCCAUCCUGGGCAUCUUUACGCUCAUGCGAUGGAUUAGAACCUUGAUCGCCAAGAUCACCGGCCGCCCACCGCCCGCGGACGCAACUGCGCUCACACCUGCUGCCUUUGCUCGAUUCGAGGGACGCCAAUCGCCACCAGGCGCUCCUGGGCAACCCAAGCCCAGCCGAAAGCCUCUGCUCUUCUUUGUCCUCGCUGCCUUUGGUCUUCCGUAUGUGAUGAGCAAGGUCAUCAAGUCGCUCGCCGCCUCGCAAGAAGAGGAGGAGCGCAGGCGCAUGGAAGCAAACGCGCCGCUGGACCCGAGCCAGCUCGAGUUCUGCCGUGUGCUCUACGACUUCACGCCCCAGGAUAACGUCCAGGGCGUCGACCUGGCCGUCAAGAAGGGCGACUUCAUCGCGGUCCUGUCCAAGACCGACCCCAACGGCGUCCCCAGCGAAUGGUGGCGCUGCCGCGCCCGCGACGGACGCAUGGGCUGGCUUCCCGCAACCUUCCUCGAGGUCGCCAAGCGCUCAGGUCAGCCGCUCGCCGCGAUCAAGGCGGCCGCGAGCGAGCCUUCCACCCCCAGGACGAACUCUCUCACUAGUGCGACUGUCCCGCCCGCCGUCACGGGCAAGCCUGGUGAUGUGUCCAUGGAGAGCUUCCAGAAGUCGCAGUUCUACUCGUAG
Molecule: messenger RNA, 1269 nt
Organism: Neoarthrinium moseri
Lineage: Eukaryota; Fungi; Ascomycota; Sordariomycetes; Amphisphaeriales; Apiosporaceae
Exons: 3
Coding region: 1-1269 (422 amino acids)
Biological process (GO): protein import into peroxisome matrix, docking
Cellular component (GO): peroxisome; peroxisomal membrane; peroxisomal importomer complex
Molecular function (GO): protein binding
Source: RefSeq, a predicted model, not a curated record